AACCAAUUCAUAAUUCACAUAACAUACCAUACGCACCCACCCCGAGAAUCAAGUUUCUCAGCCCCUUACGUAAAUUCACCUCAAAGCAAAGCAAAGCAACCUCUCUCUCUCUCUCUCUCUCUCUCUCUCUCUCUCUUACACACACACCUACACACCCACAGAAAAAGAGUGUUGCAGCCUAUGCCUUUCUAACUUUUCAUAUUUGUUAUUUGACAGCACCCCAUCAACAACCUCUUCAAUAUCUUUCAUACACUUCAUAUUCAAAAAUUCUCUUUCUAAAUUCUCUCUAGCUAGAGGAGCUGCCUGCCUCCAACCCAAUUCAACAUGUCUUUAACUUCUCAUCAAACACUUGUGUUUCUUUGGGUUUUCCUUCUCGCUACUGUUUCUUUCCUCGCAACCCCAUCCGCCUCUGCGAUUAACUCCUUCGUCUUCGGGGGCUGUUCCCAGCAAAAAUACCUCCCGGGUUCGCCUUACGAGUCCAAAGUCAACUCGCUCCUCACCUCCCUGGUCAACUCGGCCAUGUUCACCACCUACAACAACUUCACCAUCCCCGGCUCCUCCUCCCAGGACACAGUCUACGGCCUCUUCCAAUGCCGCGGCGACCUCAGCAACAAUGACUGCGCCCAAUGCGUCGCCCGCUCGGUGAGUCAACUCGGUAACCUAUGCCUCAACUCGUGCGGCGGCGCGUUGCAGCUCGAGGGCUGCUUUAUCAAGUACGACAAUUCGACGUUCUUGGGGGUGGAGGACAAGACCGUGGUGAUCAAGAAAUGUGGGCAGUCGAUUGGGUUUGACUCGGACGUGUUGACCAGGCGCGAUGCCGUGCUGGGGUAUCUUGGGACCGGAGACGGGACCUACAGGCCGUACAGGGUGAGUGGCUCCGGGAAUGUCCAGGGUGUGGCGCAGUGUGUCGGGGACUUGAGUCCGAGCGAGUGCCAGGAUUGUCUGUCGGAGGCCAUCGCGCAGCUCAAAUCAGGCUGUGGGCCCAGCGCGUGGGGGGACAUGUUCUUGGCUAAGUGCUACGCGCGCUAUUCGCAAGGUGGCUACCACACCAACGGCGGUCAUGAUUAUCACAACGAUGAUGAUGAUGAUGAUGAUGAUGAUGAGCUCGAGAAGACACUUGCAAUAUUGAUUGGAGUCAUAGCAGGGGUUGCACUGCUCGUCGUGUUUCUUUCUUACUUCAGAAAGUAUUUGUGCGAGGAGGAAAAAUGUGGUAAAUAAAUUACAGCAGCUGUUUCUUUCUACCCCUGGUAAUUUCAUUUGGCUUUCGGUGGCUCCUUUUUUGCUUCAAUUCUAAGUUGUUGGCCCCAGCUUUUGUCCUCCCUCCCCUCCAUGGCUAUUUGAAGUUUCUUUCUGGCACAUUUCCUUUUGUAAAGAAGAAGCAUUGCGAGGGUAGAUAGAAAGAUGUAUAUGGAUAAAGCCAUAAAGGUACCUUGAAACAAGUGAAAUCAAACUUUGAUGAAUAAGAAGAAAAGGCACAAAGAUUCCUUACUCCUUGCACCCACACAGUUCCAUUCCACUUAACUAGUCUUGACAAAUUUAAUUAGAUUGUUUUACAAAUAAUGUGUAGAAACAUCAUAGAUUUGUGUGGAAAAAGUACACUUUGUGAUGCUUUUCUUUCUUUAUUGUCUUUGUUGGGUGUUAUGAAACUUUUGAUAACUUUAUAUAUGGAGUGGGAUGGGAAACUUUUGAUUUUAAUCAAAAAUUAAAUUGUGACAUGUUCAUCUAA
This is a messenger RNA of Prunus persica (peach), 1726 nucleotides long. RefSeq names its product cysteine-rich repeat secretory protein 12. The coding region runs from base 325 to 1218 and encodes 297 amino acids. The record is from RefSeq and is a predicted model, not a curated record. NCBI's taxonomy places the organism in Eukaryota, Viridiplantae, Streptophyta, Magnoliopsida, Rosales, Rosaceae. Gene Ontology annotation, cellular component: plasmodesma. The transcript has 3 exons.